Blumeria graminis f. sp. triticale is the source of this 72-nucleotide messenger RNA. Lineage: Eukaryota; Fungi; Ascomycota; Leotiomycetes; Helotiales; Erysiphaceae. The record is from the annotation of a GenBank genome assembly.
AUGGACUGUGGUCGUUCCAGUAUAUAUUCCAUCCACACCACUAGUGCUCUAUGGUCACCAUUCCCUCUAUAA